AUGGAUUCCACAGAGUUAUUGACCCUCGUAAUUCGCGAGGCCGCGAAAAACAGCACCACUGCCGCCAAACCGUUUCGUUGCAAGGUUGGAGUAUGUCCCCUAUCAAUGGCCAUUGUCAAUUAUCAGCCGACGUUUGCCGGCAACACAAUCUAUGGUGUCUGUUUCAUCAUACUGCUUUUCAUACAACUCUUUUUCGGCAUUCGGAAGAAGACAUGGACCUACAUGAGUGCUGUCUGCCUGGGUAUUUUUGGUGAAAUUGUUGGAUAUGGCGGACGUUUGAUGCUGCAUGACAACCCCUUCGACAUGAACAACUUUCUUAUUUAUCUGGUUCCCCUCACAGUUGCCCCUGCUCUUCUGACGGGUGGCAUUUAUCUUUGCCUCAGCCGAGUCAUCGUGACCGUUGGCGCCGACUAUUCCCGCAUAAAGCCGAAGAUGUACACCUACAUAUUUGUUGGUUGCGACCUGUUGUCUCUAAUUCUACAGUCUAUCGGCGGUGCCAUUGCCUCAAUGGCAAACAAUACCAACAGCAGAGACCUGGGCGUCCACAUCAUGAUUGCUGGUCUGAUAUCCCAGAUCAUCUCCAUGAUCAUCUUCUUCGUCCUUUGGGGUGACUUCGCCUUCCGAGUAAAAAAGGCGAAGAACGCUGGAAACCUCACCGGGCAGGCCCCUCUGUACGGAAGCCUUCGAGCUGACCCAAGCUUUCGCUGGUUCCAAUGGAGCCUCUUCGCGGCGACUUUGCUCAUCUUCAUUCGAAGUGUGUACCGUGUCGCUGAGCUUUGGGGUGGAUUUCAAAGUCACCUUGCCAACGACGAGGUCACCUUCAUGAUCUUCGAAGGACCGCUGAUUAUUAUUGCUGUUAUGAUGAUGACUGCAUUCCACCCAGGGCGGAUUUUCGACGAUCUAUGGGUGUCCGCGGGCAAGGGUUAUCGCUUUACCAAGCACGGCGAUACUGGUGCUGAUGAUAAGAUUGAGUUGAUCGAACGCCAGUGGCAAUGA
Didymosphaeria variabile is the source of this 996-nucleotide messenger RNA. RefSeq lists its product as uncharacterized. NCBI's taxonomy places the organism in Eukaryota, Fungi, Ascomycota, Dothideomycetes, Pleosporales, Didymosphaeriaceae. The record is from RefSeq and is a predicted model, not a curated record. The coding region runs from base 1 to 996 and encodes 331 amino acids. The transcript is spliced from 2 exons. Gene Ontology annotation, cellular component: fungal-type vacuole; plasma membrane.